This is a messenger RNA of Ostertagia ostertagi, 498 nucleotides long. The record is from the annotation of a GenBank genome assembly. Lineage: Eukaryota; Metazoa; Nematoda; Chromadorea; Rhabditida; Trichostrongylidae.
AUGGGAGAUCUCGCAGCUGCAUUCGCCAAUGCGGAACUCACUCCAAGUGUGAUAGACAACCCACCAAAACAAAAGUUGAACCUCACCUGGGAUGGUAUCCAGGUCGAACCUGGAAUGACCAUGUCGACACGGAAUCUGAAAAAUGCCCCUCGUUUCCAUCUCCCUGGAGCAGACCCGGAGAGCACCUUCUCCCUAUUUGAUGAUCGCUGCCGCUUUUCAGAUCCCGACAAUCUAUCGAGGAAAAACCCAUCGGUCGCCGAAUGGCUACAUUGGCUAGUGUGUAAUAUCCCGGCAAGCAAUGUUCUCGAGGGUAUCAACGGAGGGCAACACCAAAUGCCGUAUGGAUCUCCUGCACCACAACCACGAACAGACAUUCAUAGAUAUGUUAUACUCAUGUGGGAGCAUCAAGGAAGGCGCAUCAACGUCCCGAAGCCUUCGACUCGAGCAAAGUUCAAUGUUAAACAAUUCAUAGAGAAGCAUAAGCUUGGUAAGCACUGA